Messenger RNA from Phyllostomus hastatus (greater spear-nosed bat), 369 nucleotides. RefSeq names its product testis expressed 48 (gene TEX48). Lineage: Eukaryota; Metazoa; Chordata; Mammalia; Chiroptera; Phyllostomidae. The record is from RefSeq and is a predicted model, not a curated record. The transcript has 3 exons. Bases 1 to 369 code for a protein of 122 amino acids.
AUGGCCCUCACUUGUUCUCCUCCUACAGCAGCCCACCGGAAGCUGGCCUCGAAGAUCUUCUGUUUAUGCUGCAGAGACUGUGAGGAGCCCCAUUCCUCGGAUGACUCCACAAUCCCCAGUGAAACCCAGGAGCAGCAGCCUGGUGUGAGGAGGCUUCAGCUGGACCAACAAAAUCCUAAGUAUGCUAAUGGAGCCCCCAGCUUGGCUUUGAGACAACCCCUGGCCCAUCCAGAAAAAGACUCCACCAGCAGCAGCGAUUUUGAGGAUAUGAAUACAGAAUGUCCCCAAAGAGGUUUUUACAAGAGAAACCUAGACCGCUACUCCCAGAAUCACUGGCCAUUCCAGCCAUGCCUCAUUGGGAGACCCUGA